AUGUGUGUAAAAGCAGCAAGGUAUAAAUGAGUUGAAAUCCUUGAAAAAUGAUAUUCAUAUGCAGCAACCGGCAGGAUUUCUGCAGCAGUAAUCUGUUUUUGAGUAUGUUCUGAAGUUGUGAUAUAUGUUUAUGGCUUCUUCUUAUGUUUCCUCUCCAGAGUUCCUCAGUCAUACUUACUGCUCCCUUGCCUGACUAGUGAUAUGCCUAAAAAGGAUUUGUGGAUAAGGACAGCUGACCCAGAACCCAGAGCAAUUGUUCACAGUGCAGGCAGUUGUGACAGUAUGAUCAGCAACGACUCCAGCUUGUCCGGAAAGGUAUAUUAAUUUAAUUCAAUUUAUUUUUCUGUUCCACAUAAUUUCAGAACGUUUAGACAGGUCUAUAGCCCUAAAUAAAAUAUCCAACUGCUAAAACAUUUAAGAAAUAUAAAAGAUAAAGCACCAUCUUAACCUUGGGCUAAAGUUUUCAACUAAAAAUUUUAAAAAAUCAGAAUUACUUGCAAGCUAGGGCUUUGUAUUGUAGGGAUAGGGAACCUGUAGUUGCACUACAACUACCAUAAUCUCUGAUACGCUGAAUUAGGCUGAUGGGAUACACAGGGAUAAGCAUAUUGUUUGGGGCAACUAAUUUUUGAGGCAAGUGUUUGACUUGAUUGUGUGCUGUUUCUAGGCAGGGGUCUGUGCUUUCAUGCUCAGUGACCGAGUCCUUUUCUAUUUCCCCCAGCACUUUCUCUGGGAAAACCUGUUCUUUACUGCUGAAUUGAAGCAAACGGAAAUCCACAGAAAACCCAAAUUGCCACUUGUUUCAAUGCAGCAUAAAUAGCAGGUUUUCCGUGAGAAAGCAACGGGAGGGGGGCGGAAAUUAAAGCGCUCAGACACAGAGCUUGCAAGCAUGAACAUGUACCUAGAAAGCACUGUGUGGAUGAGCCCUUGGUGUUAAAUUAUUUGAGUGAUGGUCAUGAAUGUAUGAACUUGCCCUUAGGAUGUGAGGCUUCUCCAAGCACCUAUGUGAAGGAGUUUCCCUCAGUCAACCUGCUGAGAAUAUUAAAAUUCGAAUGACAACUGAAUGGCGGUACUUCCACUAGAAAUGUUUUGGAGCUGCUGUAGUUGCAGUUUCCCAAUGCCUAGUCCAUUGAAGAAUAAUAAUGAUGCCAUAUUGAAGAGAUGGUGAUGGAGAGUGCACUGUGGUGAGCCUUAGCCAAGUUUGUGUAAAUGCAAACUUCUGUGAUAUGUUUCACUAAAGUUUAACACAGCUUCACUCCAAGUUUAGCACUGUCAUUCUGUAACCUGUGGGGUGGAGUGGAUUUCUGUCCAGUGAGUGAUGAGACCAGGUAAACUAUUUCCUGUCUGACUUGAAGCUUACUAGAUAUUUGCUAACUGUAAUUUGUAGAGAUUUACUAACCACAAAUUACCAUAGCUGUCAACAUUUCCUUUUUUUAAAGGGAAAUUCCCUUAUUCCGAAUAGGAUUCCUUGCAAGAAAAGGGAAAAGUUGACAGCUAUGCAAAUUACAGUUCUGAAUUGAACUUCCAUUCCUUCUGUUGCAUACUAGAAGUGAACUUGUGCAUUUAAUUAAUAACGAUGAGCAGGGUAGUUCAAUUAUUGUGGGGCCUCUACCUUGUCAUCGUAAUAAACCUGUACCUUGCAAAAACUCCCACAUGGCCUCAUCCUAGAAAAAGCAAGGGAAUCCAACUCUUCCUACGUCAGAUUUUUAUCUUAUUACCAUUUGGGUAUAUCAGCUGGGACACUGACAUUAAAUAAUUGACAGUUGGAACUCAACUUGUAAUAUCUAUGCUUGAAAAUUACUGAAAGCAGACAAAUCCCGUGAAUCUUGGAAUCUGGCAGAUGUAAUUUAUGCAUUCAUUUUGGUCAUUGGACCAUUGACCCAAAUAUCUUGUGGCCACAUUCAGUCUUUCUGUCUGAAGUCUUUGAGAAUGGGAGUGGUGGUUGCAGAAAAUUCAUGGUCUAUUUUGAUCAGAAGGUUGGUGGUUCGAAUCCCCGUGAUGGGGUGAGCUCCCGUUGUUCAGUCCCUGCUCCUGCCCACCUAGCAGUUCGAAAGCACGUCAAAGUGCAAGUAGAUAAAUAGGUACCACUGCGGUGGGAAGGUAAACGGUGUUUCCGUGCGCUGCUCUGGUUCGCCAGAAGCGGCUUAGUCAUGCUGGCCACAUGACCCGGAAGCUUUAUGCCGGCUCCCUCGGCCAGUAAAGCGAGAUGAGCGCCGCAACCCCAGAGUCGUCCACGACUGGACCUAAUGGUCAGGGGUCCCUUUACCUUUACCUUAAACAGGGCUGCCUUCAGAUGUCUCCUAAAAGUCUGGUAGUUGUUUUUUCCUUUGAUGUCUGGUGGGUGGGUGUUCCACAGGGCGGGUGCCACUACCGAGAAGACCCUCUGCCUGGUUCCCUGUAACCUCACUUAUCGCACUGAGGGAACUGCCAGAUGGCCCUCAGCGCUGGAUCUCAGUGUCCGGGCUGAACGAUGGGAGUGGGGACGCUCCUUCAGGUAUACUGGACUGAGGCCAUUUAGGGUUUUAAAGGUCAGCACCAACACUUUGAAUUGUGCCUAGAAACAUACUGGGAACCAAUGUGGGUCUUUCAAGACCGGUGUUAUGUGGUCUCAGCGGGAGAACAAAAAAGGGAGAACAAUAAUGGUGGUGUUGACCUUGGUUAUAAAGAUUAGGUAGUGCUCCUGUGUAGGCUUACUGACAGACCAAAUUCUUGCAAAUUCACUGCAGUAAUUAAGUCUUUAUGGAAGGUAAUAAAUUUGAGAUGAGGAUAAUUCUUUUUGAGCUUUUAUGUCUCCUUGUUCAUGUUGCUCAGGGUUUUUUUGUUUUUUUGUCUUGAAGAGUGACAGUGGCUAUGACUAUCUAUCAGUGGCGGAGAAAGAAUGCCUUAUGUUCCUUGAAGAAACAAUAGAUUCUCUGGAUACUGAAGGAGACAGCGGAGUUUCUACUGAUGAGGCAGAGACAGCUGAGUCUUCUAAGCAUCCACGGACGUGGCCUAUGAGAGAUGUUCCUAAAGGUAAGCUGAGUUCUCUUGUGAUUCUUUAACAGGAAUGUUUCAGCUGAAGCAUCAUUCCUGGCUCAGUCUAGGUGGUGGUGAGGAAACAAAGCACAGAACUAGUUUCAGAACUGUAGAGUUCCGUGUGGAAAAAGUGUUUCACAUGCAUGUUCUAUUAAGAGCACAAAAUUUAGGGGUAGAUCUAGUAGCUUAGAUGCUAAAAAGCACACAUUCAUUUUAGCUCCUUUGAACAACUAAAAGUAGCCAUAAUGAGCUUGAGUUAUCGCUUUAGGUUGGUAACUUAAAGUAUUAUGGUUCAAGGCAAUGCACUUAUGCUGUGGAAAAACCAAAGACAUUUCCUAACCUCUAAAUCCAGUUCCAAUUUGGCUACAAGCACACAUCCCCACCAUAGAAACAAACAGACAGACAGACAGACAGACAGACAGACAGACAUAUUCUCUGUUACUCCUUGAGCUUUUAAUCUAAUAAAUACCAUGUGUGGGAUUUGUUAAAAUAUCACUUUGAUACAGUUAGUAUUUUGUUUUUAAUUCAUCCUUUUGUGGUAAGUCAAAUAAUUUAAGGACUUGGGUUUGCUCUUCUCCUCUUUCUCUUUGUUGAGGUUUUGUGAUAGUAAGAUUGUAAGAACAAUACUUACUUCUCCUUCUUUUGUUUCUUUCUAUCCCCACCCCCAAUAUUGUAGAGCUGGAUCAUGAAAAUCUAGGAAAGCGUAACAAAAUUGAACCAAAGAGCAAAAAAUGUCUUUCUGGCUCUGUUCCUGUUGUCACCCCAAAUCCAGGUCACCAUAUCUUUCCAAGGAACAUCAGUGUAAAAAGUGCUCCCAAGGUUUCUCUUGCUGAAGCAACAGGGUCUAAUGUUGCUGAUUCUCUGAAAUGCCAGACUUCAUGGGGGUCUCCUAAGCACGAGCCAGUGGACACACCAAAUGACAAGCCUAAAAUGAGCUCCCAGUUAAGGCCAUCUAACUUGGAAUCUAUAGUCAUCCCACCCCCUGAACCUUUCCAGGACCAGCAGAGGAGUCAUCCUAGAAGUGGGCAAGAGCCAAGUGGGACACCUCACUAUGAAAAUAAGAGGAAUGUUGAUGUAGUGGAGGGAUAUGGGGCUGCAGCUACCCAGACAGAACUUUCACUAGAUAAGAUGGGGGUAGCAAUUGGGAAAGAAGCCAUUCUGAAACCUCUCUCUCCUAAAAGUAGCAAGAAGAUUUCUGAACAAAUUACUGUUGCUCAAGAAAAUUAUCAAAAACCUACACUGGAAGAACCUGCCCUAGAUCCCAACUUCAAGCAAGGUCCUCCCACUGCCCCCAAACCCAGGAAACUGCCUCCCAAUAUUAUCCUUAAAACCAGCAAAGGUAAUGCUGUGUCACUCAAUGUGGAUCCCAGUCACAAGAUAAAGGUUUUGGCUCCAUCAAACGGCAGGCCCAGAGCUGCAACCGGUGAUUUUUCCAUGGAAAAAGUUCAUUCAAUCCAAAAUGAACAGGGGAGAGCCAGGAGAGAAGCUCUUAAGAAACUGGGUCUCCCACUAGAUCAAGAAAAAGAUCCCGAUGAUCAUGUGAUCAAAACCACACCUUACUCAAUUCCAAGAGAAACUCCCAGGACAAGCAGCAGGGAAAAUGUAAAUAUGGAUAAUGUCACCUCUGAUAAGAAAUCUGAUGAACAGCACAACCAGGUUGGUGGGAAAGAAAUCUACCCAAUGGAUAUCAACCUUGCAGCUGUCAAACAAGUCAAUGUCAAAUCCAAAACACUGGAGCGUUCAGGUGUCGGUUUGAGCAGUUGCAUCUCUUCUGGGAGCGAGGACCAGAAUAUUAAGAACAGUGGUUCACUUGGCAAAAUGUCAUUUUUUGACAAGAUCACUCCAAACUUUCUUCGCAGUAGCCGGCCACGGCCAGCUUCCCUUGGCACGGGGAAAGACUUUGUUGAUCUGAAGGAAAACAAAAUGCAUAAUGCUGAGUUGGAAAAAAGCGACAAACGACGAUCUUAUCCACUUCAGCCCCCCUCUAAGCUGCCCAGGCCACCAUGUGUCAGUGUAAAGAUCACCCCUAAGGGGGCCACAGAGGAGCAUAGAAAGGAGGCUUUGAAAAAACUUGGUCUAUUGAAGGAGUAA
Podarcis lilfordi (Lilford's wall lizard) is the source of this 5103-nucleotide messenger RNA. Lineage: Eukaryota; Metazoa; Chordata; Lepidosauria; Squamata; Lacertidae. The record is from the annotation of a GenBank genome assembly.